AUGGCUUCAGAGAGGGGGGGUUCCGUAUCGGCCUAUCCCUCAGAAAAUGAGUCAGCCUAUAGCCCACGAUAUAUCGAUAUCGGUAUCAACCUCGCAGAUCCAAUAUUCCGAGGCCAAUAUCAUGGCACUCAACGACAUCCUAAUGACUUAAGCGCCGUUAUAUCAAGAGCCCGGGAGGUUGGCUGUCAUAAACUCAUCAUAACAGGAUCCGACUUCACAACCUCCAGACAUGCUCUCCAGAUAGCCGAACAAUAUCCCGACAUCGUAUACACAACCGCCGGAAUUCACCCCUGCUCUAGUGCCAUAUUCAGCACAACACAUUCCCAUAUAGAUACAAAUGGGCAUACCAUGCCCUGUGAUCCGGACCCAUCCCAACCUAUCCCAGAAGACGACGAGCCUGAUGCCGGGAGAACGGAAUCAAUCAUCGGCGAGCUCCGGGAUCUAAUCGAGCAGGUACGGAGCAAUGGCACUGGUCCGAGUCCGCUAGUCGCUUUCGGCGAAUUUGGGCUAGACUACGACCGGCUACACUACUGCUCCAAGAAGAUACAACUACACUCUUUCGCCGCGCAACUCGAUCUCGCCGCAUCCCUAAAGCCACAAUUACCGCUUUUCCUACACUCACGUGCCGCACACGCCGACUUCGUAGGCCUACUAAAGGACAAAUUCGGCCCGCGCCUCGAACGUCUCGAGCGCGGCGCCGUUGUCCACAGCUUCACAGGCACCGCGGAAGAGAUGCGGGAAUUAGCUGACCUAGGCCUAUAUAUAGGUACCAAUGGCUGCAGUUUUAAGACUGCUGAGAACUGCGCCGUGGUACGCGAGAUUCCCCUCGAUCGCCUUAUGCUCGAGACCGAUGGCCCCUGGUGUGAAGUCCGACCUAGCCACGAGGGUUGGAAGCAUCUCAUUGAGCCACCCAAACCGGACCCAAGUGCUGCUACAACUGCAAAUGGAACUGAUACCCCCGCCACUAGAGACAUCCCAUUAGAACCAGUAAAACAACAGUCUAAGGGCAAACAACAGCAGCAAUCCAAGAAGCCCAAGAAAAAGGAACCCGAAGUCCCGGAGCGCUUCAAAGUUGUCAAAAAGGAGAAGUGGGUUGAGGGCGCUAUGAUAAAAGGACGCAAUGAGCCCUGUAUGAUCGAGCGGGUUGGUAAGAUCGUCGCUGGUAUUAAGGGCGUUACGGUGCAAGAUGUAUGUGAGGCGGCUUGGCGGAAUACAACUAAGGUCUUCCCGGUAGAUGAAUAG
Molecule: messenger RNA, 1242 nt
Organism: Hypoxylon trugodes
Lineage: Eukaryota; Fungi; Ascomycota; Sordariomycetes; Xylariales; Hypoxylaceae
Exons: 3
Coding region: 1-1242 (413 amino acids)
Cellular component (GO): cytosol
Molecular function (GO): 3'-5'-DNA exonuclease activity
Source: RefSeq, a predicted model, not a curated record